Molecule: messenger RNA, 2109 nt
Organism: Exophiala xenobiotica
Lineage: Eukaryota; Fungi; Ascomycota; Eurotiomycetes; Chaetothyriales; Herpotrichiellaceae
Exons: 3
Coding region: 312-2006 (564 amino acids)
Molecular function (GO): ubiquitin binding; phosphatidylinositol binding
Source: RefSeq, a predicted model, not a curated record
CCCUGUUUUACCGAGAUCCUCAUCCUUUCUGCAGCAUUGACCACCCCGACCACUCAAGCUCCCCCGGGACCUUGGUUAUUCUGAAACCCCGGCCCAGAACCCUUACGCGCGGGCGGGAGAUCUCCAGCUCUUGCGCUGUGCCCCCUGCAAGUUUCCACAAUUCCUCCUUCACCAGAUCGGAAUACCCGCCUGACCUCACUGUUUACCAACAGCCUGACCUCUUCAGGCGUACCUCCAUCGACCGGCAUUACCUACUCUGCUUCCUGCUUUAGUGCAAAUCGAUUGCAUUUUUGGAGACUUGGGUGAUCAAGAUGAAGAAGUUUCUUGGAAACAUCAAGAAGAAGAGUAACAGCCCAGAGCGAAGUGGAAGCUCGCAAAUCGUUCUACCGCAAGGCGACUCGCCAGAAGCCGUGGUCGUUCGUGAAGUGUCUGCAUUCUGUGAAUCAGGCGCACCUGGCUCCGAGACCGCCGGCGAAGAAUACCUCCAUCUACCAGCCAUCGUCGAUGCCGCAGAGUCAAGUCCAACUGCUGCGAAAGAAGCCGCUGCUACUUUGCGCCGAUACCUGUCGAAAGAGAACUAUACGCGAGGCUUCGCCCAAUACAAUGCUGUCAUGCUUGCCCGCAUCCUGACCGACAACCCUGGCCACGUCUUUACGCAGAAUUUCGACACCAAAUUCGUGCAUACAGUCAAGGAACUGCUUCGGGACGGGAAGGACACAAGCGUACAACAGAUCCUGAGAGAGACGUUGGACUACUUCGAGUUCGAGAAGGCGCCUGGCAAUGACACUCUGGGUCCAUUGAUGGAGAUGUGGAAGAAAGAGAAAGGCAAACGAAACACAAUCCGUCCUUCGGUAGGUUGGGCUUCUAUGGAAGCCGUUGGGCCUGAUCAUCUCACUGAUCCCCAACAGAAUUACCGUGUUCCUCCUCCUCCACCGUCCGGGCAAUACCAAUACCAGCAGCACGGGUCGGGUCGACGACGUGAAACCCUUCCACCUCCUGAGGAAUUAGUAUCGAGAAUCGAAGAGGCGAAAACAACUGCUCGACUUCUUGUUCAGACGGUCCAGUCCACUCCGCAGUCCGAGCUGUUGGCCAACGAUUUGGUGUCGGAGUUUGCAGAUCGGGCAAAAAAUGCGCAGAGGAGCAUUCAGAAUUUCAUGAAUUGCCAGAACCCAGCUCCCGAUCCAGAUACCAUGCUCACGUUGAUUGAGACGAAUGAUCAGCUGAAUAUUGCCAUGUCCAAACACCAGAGAACGGUCCUCCAAGCGCGAAAGUCCAAUGGAUUGGCGACGCCGAGCCCUCAACCCUCUGGAGAGCCUCCAGCUGAACAAAAUCAUUCACAAUUGCCACAGCACAAUCUAGGACAGAAUGUCUACAGCAGCAGCUCCCUCCACGACAACAGACCGUAUCCCACCUCACCUCCACGCCGACAAGACACGAUCCCAAGUCCAGUCAGCCCGCCACGAGAAGAGACGCCAGAACACUUUGCGCCACCACCAGGACCGCCUCCGGGAGCUCGUGGAGCAGUCAGAAAUCAAUCCCCUCCGAUGAACUACGACUACGCCGAUGCCUAUUCAGCACCCGAGCAGGCACCUCCAAUCCCACAACGAGUCCGUCCUCAGUCUCAAGCUUUUGCGUACGGAGUGCCCGAGAACCCUUUCACCGACGAUGCUGGGAACGGGCCAGACCAAAAGCAGUCGAAUGGGUUGAUUGACUUGAGCGAUGAGACGCCGCCUAGCCGAGCACAGCAAUCCAGUGGAAAUCAAUUCAUCAGUGAAUUGUCCAGCGAGCAGCACAGGCCAGGACCGUACAAUGCAAACUAUCAGCCAACGCAAAGCUAUAUGGCGCGGCAGGACUCUUCGGCCGCUCAUUUGACUAUGCAUGGUAGCAGUCCGCCUCCUAGUGCAAGCGAGCAGAGAGAACACAAUGGUCCGUACGGUAGUAAUCCUGUGAGCCCGGUCGACGGGUCGGAGAAUAUUGGACGACGGAUGAACGACAUGCGUAUUUGAGCACCAAGAUGCUAGGAUCAGUCAGCGUUGGAAAUUGUCUAUCAGAUACCCUCGUGUACUGUAUGUUCGGAUGAAUUGGAUUUGAUUUGAACUGUUGGACAAA